This is a messenger RNA of Neolamprologus brichardi, 4602 nucleotides long. RefSeq names its product nuclear receptor interacting protein 2 (gene nrip2). Gene Ontology annotation, molecular function: aspartic-type endopeptidase activity. The record is from RefSeq and is a predicted model, not a curated record. Lineage: Eukaryota; Metazoa; Chordata; Actinopteri; Cichliformes; Cichlidae. Gene Ontology annotation, biological process: proteolysis.
GAGAGAGAGCGAUACAAGGACAGACAGCUCUAAGGGGAGGGGAGGAAACACUUACACAGACUCUGUCACACCUUCCACACAGCCUCGCAGCCUCUGUGAGAGACUCAGCAGAUCUUGACGUUGUGAGGAAAGAUGCACAUGAGAGGAGCAGGACAAUAGCUCCUGGGAGAAAUACAUGCUCAGGACUAUACAGCAGCAUUUCAGAGAGAGCAACAGAGGCAACAUUUAGAGGUUUAUUCUGCUGCUGAGGACCUUAAAGAGGACAAGAGCUUUACGUUCUUUGGAGGGGUUUCUCCUCUUCUGCUGCCGCCGUGAGGUUACAGUCUCCGUGCUCCCGUGCACAGCAUCAGAAAGAACUGGUUUUAAUAGCCUGAGACAAUGAGCGAGGCGAAAAAAGGAGAGAUAGCAAUCCGGGAUAAAGCCAUCCUGCACCAGCAAAGGCGUCUGAAGCAGGCCACCCAGUUCACACACAAGGACUCUGCUGACCUCCUGCCCCUGGAUGGUCUGAAGAGACUGGGCACAUCUAAAGACUUGCAACCUCACAGCAUUGUGCAGCGUCGCCUGCUGGAGGGAAACAUCACGCGACUCAGAGGUGAGGGCCGGGACCUCAGCUCCAGGGUUCGCUCCCCACUGGCCGACACCAAGGACGGACCUGCUGACACCGAGGAGAGGAGCGAGAGCACGGCUGACGACUCCACAGAGGAGAGGGAGUCUUUGGAGGAAAGCGAAAGGAGUCUACGGUCGGAUGAGGAGGACGACAGCAGCGAGGCCGGAGCCAGACAGACAGCUGAGAAGCCUGAGGGCGGGGAGAGCUCGCCUGUCCUAACUGCUCUCAUCAUUCAGUGCAAGUGCUGCGAGACUGAAGUCAAGGCAUCCAUCAACACCGGCAGCCAACACAACCACAUCUCCACCUCCUGCUGUCAGAGGCUGGGACUGGUGCCCAGACAGGCCAGUUCACCAUGCGACGUGAACAGCUCGGUGACGGAGCUGCAGCUGCAGCUGGGAACACAGAGAGUCCAGUGUUCAGCUUACAUUAAAGAGGACGAGGCGUUCGAGCUGUGCCUGGGUCUGCAGACUCUUUUGGAACUUAAAUGCUGUUUGGAUCUGAGCAGUCGGGUCCUGAAGCUGCAGGGCUGCGGCGAGGAUCUGCCCUUCCUGAACCCCUUGACCGACAGCCAGUGCCAACACGACACCAACGAGAACCUGUGAGAUCGACUCCGGAGCAGGGACCACGUCCUCCUAAAGCCUAUUCGGUUGCAGCAAUGCGGCACGAUGCUGUUCAUGUCUGGGCUGUGGGGUCACCGUGUCUCUCACUGCCAGAACAUGGAUGAGCAUUCGCAUCAGUUGUGGUUGAGUUUACAUCUUUGUGUUGGUAGAAUUAAAACAUUCACCAUGAUUAUCUCACGUUAUAUAAAACUAGUCUAGUAAACAGAGGGAAAUCCAGUCUUGUAAGUUUAAUCAUUCUUUGUGAUUAGACUAUAUAUUCAAACCAAUUCGUCUGCUGACCUGCUCAAAUACACCAAUGCACUAAAAGGGAAAACCAUAAUAAUCCUUAAAGUGAUUUUUUGUGGAAUAUUUUGUGAUUUAACUGUAAAAAUACUUUGAGUCAUAGAGUGAAUGAAAAAAUGAAGUUAAUUGUGAAGUUAAACAACUUCACUUAAGAUGUUCUUAAAGGAAUAAUUUUAUAUUUCGAAACGUUUAGCAACAACAUUAGCCUAUCAGCACCAUUAAAACUCACUAUUUAACAUAUUACAGCUAAUUUCUGAAGACCAUACGAACACUAAAUGUACAAAAUAAAAGUUGUACGUAAUAAAAAACUAAAUAAAAACUAAUAUAAGCAUAUUAAAGUUUUUUAAAGCUUUUUAUAGAUGAAACCAGAUUGUUAAUUCAACCUAACUUUCUUCUAGCAAAUACUUUAGCAACUGAUCCAAAACAUUAGUCAUACUCUAGUAUUUAUCAACUAUGUGUGUUGACCAUUUAUUUGAAAAGCUAUUAAGACUGAUCCACUUAGACAGGCGUCCACCGCUUACACCAUCUGUGACGUUAGAAACAUCAAACCAUUCUUUCAUUUCCCAAUAAAUUUGGCAAAAAUAAUGAUUGUGUUUUUCAACCACUCCAAGUUUUAGCUCUUUAUGUAUAACUUUCUCCUAUUUUGAUUAUUUUGUCUGGCAGCUUUUAGCUACUCUGUUUUCACUCUUUAGCUAUGAUCUUUAGCCAUCAGUGUCAACUGUUCAUUCAUAGCUGUGGCCAGCAGACAUUUAUCUGUUGCUUCAACUUUAAUUCACGUGUCCGUGAUUUAAGUUAUCAUAUUUACUCCAUGCUAUUUCCAGCCUAACUUUCAGUUUAUAAAGUUAAUGUUUAUUUUAAAGUUGUUGUUUUUUUAAGUUCAAUUCUUUACCUAAAUAUUUGAUUUAAUAUCAGUAACUUUACCUGGUUAUGUAUAACUUAAAGCUAUUGGCUUUGAAUUGCUAUUUAUCUGUUUCAGGUAUUAUCAAUUUAUUUUAUCAGUUUUGCUAACAAAUAAUCACAGUUGUGCACAAAAACAGUAUUUCCAUUGUUUGUUAUCUUAACUGUCUGCAAAUGCAAAAAAAUAGUAUACCGAACAGUUUCUGAUGCAUAAACAGCAAUUAAACAGCAUAAUAUUUUUCCCCAAAUCCUCCUCCAGCAAAACUUUCACCUGCGAGGGGAAAACCCCUGCUCCCUCAAUGAUUUAAUAAUUUCCGUGUAUCUACCUAAAUUGAAUGGUUACUGAACCAUAGUCAUUCAAAAGACACAAAGCGUUUGACACGUUAAAGAGAUAAAGUCAUAGAAAACAGAGAAAUACAAACUGAUUAUUGCAUGUUAAUCUCGAAAUUUUCAAAUUUUAGGAAACAAAAGUAAAAAAUGAAAAUUUAGGAAUUUUGCAUAUUGUGUCACAUUUAUCCUCAACUGUAAUAAUUACAUAAACGCUUUAUUUCCACUCUUUAGCCAUUUUUUUCUUUUUACCAGUUAUUCCACAGCUGUAUCUACAGUUUUCCUCCAUCUAUCCCUAACUUGUACCCAUCUGUUUGCUCAUUAUUUUUAACAAACAGUUUCCAAUAGUUACGCAUGUAUUCAGCAAAGUGCACAUUUAUUUCCACUUAUUUUUAAUCUUUAUCUGCACUCCUUAAACUCUUGGAUGAUAUAGCUUGAUUCUUUCAGAUGGUCCUGUGUGUAAGAAGAGCGUCAAGCUAACAAACGUCCUCUCCUAUCUUACCUCGUACCCCUGGAAUCAGUGGAUUUAACAUAUUGCCUUAACAUGUUCAUUAGUGAGGCUUUAAUUGGUGCUGGAAGGCUUCUUUUUCUCACCUUUGGACCAAGCCAGGCUGGAUUUUUUAAAUCAACAUUUCCUGCCUUAUAUUUAUCAGACAGAGUGGUGUCAGAUUUCUCGCUGUCAUCAGUAUGCUGUAUGAAGCCGUAUUAAGCACAUUUCCCAAACUACAUUUAAGACACGACACGCCUCAUAUAAAACAAAGAGAGUCUUCAAGCUAUUUCCUGAGUUUUAAAAGAAAAUGCUGAGAAGCUUAGGAUUCUUGUGUAAUUAAGUGUGGAUCAGGCUACCUGCUUAAAAGACACGGACCGGUUCUCAUAGAGAAUUUCAAGAGAUCUAAGGAAACAUUUCUUAAGUAGAUAUAUUUAGCUUUGUAAAGUCCCUUCAUUCUUUUUUUCCCUCAUAAAGAGACUGAUUUGGUUAUGUUUUCCAAGAGCACACUUUCCAGCCCAUCACGAUGGCCUAGACUGAGUUAUGGUAGUUCCCUAUAAAUCCCCUCAUAUAAAAAUAGACUUAAGGCCAGCCGGUUAAAUAUAUCAAGAGUCAGAAAUAUCAAAACAUUCCAUCUGCAUGACUUUGUAAAGUUCUGCCUUUGUAUAAGUCUGCAUGUUUAUGUACUAGUCUGAUUGUGUCAUGUUGAAAGUCUGAAGGGGCUGGAUGUGUGUGUGUUAUAAGCCCAGCAGGGUUUUCUGCCAUCUUAUAACAGCAGCUCCUGUUUCACGUGGGAAAAAAGUGGAACAGGUCCCAUCACCCCCAAACUGGUACAGCGAGCUCCGGUCAGAACAAGCUGCCAAAAGCCGACCCCCGCUGCCUUCCCUUUCUGACUCUUUCAGGAGAUUUUAACCACUCGCCUAAGGCUGCACUUGUGCCAAGGCACCUCUUCAAGCUUAUCUUCAUUUAGGCAACUGAUCUUCUUUGUGUAUUUGCCACCAUUUUUUGGCUGAUGUUAUUCACUCUUGAUGCCUCAUGUUUGCUGAUUUGCCUCCCCACUACAGUGCCACCUGCCUCUCUUGUAUGUGUUUUCAUAGUGUGGAGAGUAAGGAAGCUGCCUCAGAUGUGCUCACCGAAAGCACCAUCAUGCUCUGCUUUAACAACACUCGAGCUGCGCCACGCUUUUUGACCGUGCUACAGCAACCAUCUAGCCUAUUCUUGGUGGUCAUGAACGUGCAGAUUGGAAAUAUUUGUUUCUCUUUGUUGUAUUAGUGACCUUCCUAUGACGUGUGAGAGGAAUCGAUGUAUGACAGAAAUUUAUUUUUGGUGUUUUACUUCUUCUGGACAGUAUUUUCUCUGCCUAAUAAAGUAUGUAUUCUGGC